AUGUUGUCUGAUGAGGAACUCGAAAAGCUGCAACGCAAUGUGGAAAUUGUCCGCCACGGGCAGAAAAUUCGCAGUGUGCCGGUCAACGCACAAUUCGUUCUGGCGGUGCGGGCGGAGUAUGGCAGCUUUGCGAAAUUUCUCGCCGCAUGGCCUCAGGAUGAUGUGGUUGGGUUGUGGGCUGAAUUAAGAGCUCGAGGCAGCAGGCUCGGCGGCCAGACCGGGCGAUACCUGUUACGUUUUAUCGGCUACGACACGCCAUUGCUGUCUGCUGACGUUGUUCAGGCGCUGGUUGCUGUCGGGGUUGUCGAUAAAGCGCCGACAGGUAAGCGGGCGCUGCAGCAAACCCAGGCAGCCUUUAGUCAGUGGCAGGAAGAAAGUGGCUGCAGUUACAACCGCAUUUCGCGCGUGUUAGCCUGUUCGGGUCUGAAACACGCCGGUGUUGCUGUGCGCGCUGCUUUUGACGCCAUGGUCGAGGUUUGCCAGCCGGGUAUGACCACGCGUGAGCUGGAUAACGUCGGGGCACAGGUGCUGAAACUUCAUGGCGCUAAGUCAGCCCCGCAGCUGUAUUACGAUUUCCCGGGCGCCACCUGUAUUUCAAUCAAUGAGCAGGCUGCGCAUGGCAUCCCUGGAGAUACAACAAUUGCUGACGGCGACAUGAUCAAUAUCGACGUGUCUGCGAAUCUGAAUGGGUUUGUAGCAGACAUGGGUCAGUCUUUUGUUGUGGGUGAUGCCGAUCCGGAACAGGCGCGGAUUUGUCAGGCGGUUAAAGAGGCGGUAGACAGCGCCAUCACGAAAGUGCGUUCUGGUCGCUCGCUCAAUGUGAUUGGUCGCGCGGUGCAGGCGGUUGCGGAUCGCGAGGGGUAUACCAUUGUGCAGAACCUCGGCAGUCAUGGCGUUGGUGCGUCGAUUCAUGAGGAGCCUUCGUACAUACCGUUUGAUAAUCCGAAAGAAACCAGACAACUGACCAGAGGAAUGGUGUUAACCAUCGAGCCGUUCUUCAGCACCGGGGUGGUCUGGGUACACGAAGAAGAUGAUGGUUGGACGCUGUCAGUGCCGCCUGGAGAACUGGUUGCUCAGUUUGAACACACUAUUGUUGUGACCGAUCGCGAUGCGCUGGUGGCAGAAAUAGAAGAAUUUCUUGCCAGGGAGCUGCCUGGGGAUCUGGCCGAAAAAGUGCGUUGUGGUGCAGGGGUUACGAAAGCGGAACUGGCUGGCUGGACGCGUACGUUGAAUGCCAGAGGCUGGGCUGCGCCAAACUGGCCGGUGGCGGAUGGGGGUACGGGUUGGAACCUGAUGCAGCGUCACAUCUUUGAUGUGGCAUGUCGAGGCGCACAUGCCCCGCAGUUAUCCGGGUUUGGUUUCAACAUGGUCGGGCCGGCGAUUGCCAAGUACGGAUCCCAGGCGCAAAGAGAAUACUUUCUACCUAAAAUCCUUAAUGCAGAUUUAUGGUUCUGUCAGGGUUACUCCGAACCCCAGGCGGGCUCGGAUCUGGCCAGUUUGAAUACCCGUGCAGAUCGUGAGGGUGAUGAAUAUGUUGUUAAUGGUCAGAAGAUCUGGACCUCGGCGGCGGAGGACGCAGACUGGAUCUUUGCGCUGGUCCGAACCAAUUUCGAUGUGCAGCAGCAGAAAGGUAUCAGCUUCCUGUUGAUGGAUAUGGAUGACCCUGGCGUGACGGUCAAGCCACUCUAUGCGUUUAACGGCAAACGUUUGUGGAAUCAGGUUUUCUUUGACAACGUUCGUGUGCCUGUCAGUCAGCGCCUGGGUGAAGAGAAUCGCGGUUGGACCGUGGCCAAAAGCCUGCUGGGCGAUGAGCGUCUGCUGGUUUCAAGGGUUGCUGAAAACAAGCGAAUUCUGAGCGUCGUCAAAGAAACGUUGGAUCAACAGCUGGCCAUGGGCCAGACACUGCCGGAAGCCCUUGCUGGUGAAAUCAGCGAACUUGAAAUACGUUUGCACGCGCUGGAAAUGACCAGUCUCAGAAUUCUCACCCAGGCAGAUGCUGGUGGGCAGAUUGGCGCGGAGCCUUCCAUGCUGAAGCUCAAAGGCAGCCAGUUGGUGCAGGAUCAGGAUGAGUUGUUAUUCCGCCUGAUUGACUAUCUGGCAUUACCCACCGAUCGCAAAAAUGCGCCUCGAGAAGCCAUCGGUCCAGAUCUUUCUGAAUACGUUGCUUCAGGUCGUUAUCACCAUCGAGGGUAUACCAUUGCGGGUGGUUCCUCUGAGGUGCAGCACAAUAUUAUUGCUAAGCAGGUGCUGGGUCUAUAA
Molecule: messenger RNA, 2259 nt
Organism: Symbiodinium pilosum
Lineage: Eukaryota; Dinophyceae; Suessiales; Symbiodiniaceae
Source: the annotation of a GenBank genome assembly